Messenger RNA from Aspergillus tanneri, 3606 nucleotides. Its product is annotated as DNA-dependent ATPase RAD26. The transcript is spliced from 3 exons. Gene Ontology annotation, molecular function: ATP binding; ATP-dependent chromatin remodeler activity. The record is from RefSeq and is a predicted model, not a curated record. The coding region runs from base 1 to 3606 and encodes 1201 amino acids. NCBI's taxonomy places the organism in Eukaryota, Fungi, Ascomycota, Eurotiomycetes, Eurotiales, Aspergillaceae. Gene Ontology annotation, cellular component: nucleus. Gene Ontology annotation, biological process: transcription-coupled nucleotide-excision repair.
AUGGCCGACAAUGAGAAGGGGGAUGAAGAUAUCUCAACUGAGGAUGGGAUGCUUCAGCCGUCUGACCCAGUGAAGACGGAGAUGUCAAAUACAACGGACUCAGAUCCUCUAGUGAGCGCAGACGAAACCAGUCGCCUACGCGAACUUCAAGCCGAUGUCCGUGAUCAGGAUGACCUCGAGAGGGAUAUUUCUCGUCAGGCCGACAAACUGCUUAUGGAGCAGGCUGAUGAACGCGACAAAAAGCGACUAGAGCGGACUAACCGUGAGAAAGAGAAGGUCGAAGCGCAAAUUCUGAGACUACAUCAACGUUUGUCACAACCAGUUGGGACAGCUGUGCGUGUUCGCCUACAGAAUGAUCUAGGGCAGUUAGAAAUCCGUAACACUGAAUUGGCAAACGACUUGAGAGAGAUACAGAUGCGUAUGGAUGAAAGACAGCAAGAAAAGCAGCGUGAUGCGCAAGAAACCGGCACUGGAAGAUUGCCAAACGAAUCACGGAGAGAUUACCUCAUUCGAACUGGAAAAAUCACACCAUUCUCAACCAUCGGCUCUGGUCCCACGGAGGGGCCCUUUUAUAGCCUUCAUGACACGCUGAUAGAUGUUGAGAGCGAGCGUGAUGAAAAGGAAGUGCUUGAACAAGUUAAGCAGCGUUCAACAGUAUCUCAUCGCAACCUCGUGCGUCCAGGGUUUGGGUUCGAUGAAGCUAGCCGGGUCGACGUUGCUGAGACGCUCGAGCACCCCACGAAGAAACGAAAACUAGAGCCGGAAGAUCGUGUAAAAAGUGUGCAGCCAGUCGAUUUAGACGAGAUACCCGGGAGUCCGUCAAAAGAUGUGCCUUCCGAUGACGGUUCGGGAAGCUAUAUGGUAUCUGAAAACCACGAAUCUUUGUCGGAAGACGAAGAAGAGUUUCUUCCCGAAGAGAGACCGGCACUUUCCACAGCCCAAAGGAAAGUAAAGAAGCCAGAUGAUAUGGAAGACUUCAGUGGGCUAGACGAUGGAAAUGAAUCAAUAUACCAGUCCAGGCUCCAGAAUUGGGUUGAUCGUAGAAGUGCUGCUCGGAGACGUAUUUUAGAGGCGCGAGUGAAAGAUCCAGAGCAUGACACUGAUUCAGUCGAGGAUAGUAUUAACCACCAUGACCUUGAUGAGCAGGAGGAGUGGUUCAUGGCCCAUCCAACUGUACCAGAUUUGGCCUACGAUAAUUCAUAUCGUUUGCCUGGUGAUAUCCAUCCUCUUCUUUUUGAUUAUCAGAAAACUGGUGUGCAAUGGCUGUGGGAAUUGCAACAGCAGCAGGUAGGAGGGAUAAUUGGCGAUGAAAUGGGACUUGGGAAGACUAUACAAGUUAUUGCUUUCCUGGCUGGGCUUCAGUAUAGCAAAAAGUUAACGAAGCCGGCUAUUGUCGUGUGCCCCGCCACAGUCAUGAAACAAUGGGUCAAUGAAUUCCACCGUUGGUGGCCACCAUUUCGUGUGUCCAUUUUGCACACGUCUGGCAGUGGCAUGGUGAAUAUCCGGAAUGAAGCCAGCAGAGAAGACGCACUUUUGACUCAGAUACGAGAUACUCGCAGCAACCCCAGUAGUCUAAAAGCUGGUAGGAGGGUGGUUAAACGUGUCAUAGAGGAAGGGCACGUGUUGGUGACCACUUACUCUGGUCUGCAGACCUAUGCUCCUCUUUUGAUACCGGUGGAAUGGGGGUGUGCUAUCCUCGAUGAGGGCCACAAAAUUCGUAAUCCGAACACUUCUAUCACUAUUCAUUGCAAAGAGUUGCGAACGCCACACCGUAUCAUCCUCUCUGGCACUCCUAUGCAAAAUAACCUCACCGAGCUAUGGUCUUUGUUCGAUUUCGUCUUUCCCAUGCGCCUUGGGACGUUGGUGAACUUCCGAAAUCAAUUUGAAUUCCCGAUUCGGCAGGGUGGAUAUGCUAAUGCUUCUAAUUUGCAAGUCCAGACGGCCACCAAAUGUGCAGAAACACUCAAAGAUGCUAUGAGCCCGUAUCUUUUGCAGCGAUUCAAAAUAGAUGUGGCCGCAGAUCUUCCUAAAAAGAGUGAACAAGUGCUGUUUUGCAAGCUCACGAAAUUACAGCGGCAAGCAUAUAAAGCAUUCCUUGGCUCGGAAGAAAUGCAGUCCAUCCUAAGAGGACGGAGGCAGGUUUUGUACGGAGUGGAUAUUCUGCGGAAGAUUUGCAAUCAUCCGGACUUACAGGGCCACAAAUUACAUUCCCAUCAGACGAACUAUGGCAACGCUGCUAAAUCUGGGAAAAUGCAGGUGGUUAAGUCGUUAUUAGAAUUGUGGCGAGAUACGGGCCAUAAGACACUCUUGUUCACGCAACAUCGCAUCAUGUUAGACAUCCUUGAAAAAUUUGUGAAUUCUCUAUCUAGCUUUCAUUAUCGUCGAAUGGACGGCACUACACCUAUAGCUCGCCGGCAGUCGAUGGUCGACGAAUUCAACAACGAUCCUAAUCUGCAUGUGUUCCUUCUUACUACAAAGGUUGGAGGACUUGGUGUGAACCUCACUGGCGCAGAUCGUGUUAUCAUCUAUGACCCCGAUUGGAACCCGUCAACCGAUAUUCAGGCCCGUGAACGAGCAUGGAGGCUCGGACAGAAGCGAGAGGUUACUGUAUACCGACUAAUGACCGCUGGAACGAUCGAAGAAAAGAUCUAUCACCGCCAGAUAUUCAAGCAGUUCCUUACCAACAAAAUCUUGAAGGACCCCAAACAACGUCAGACUUUUCAACUGAGCGACUUACACGAUCUUUUCUCCCUUGGAGAUGAUGACCAAGGCCCGACUGAGACAAGUAAAAUAUUCAAAGAUGCUGACGUUACAUACGAUGAUAGUGGCGAUAGCCCUGCUCGGAAAGCAGAUACAACUAGUGGCAGAGACGGUGCCUUCCAAGGUCAACGAGAAAAGGAUCAAGAUGUCAGUAGUGUGCCAGGUGUCGCAUCAGUCGAGAAGUUUCAAGGCGAUCCUGAAAAGCCGGCUGAACACGAUCAGGGAUCGUCGACUGCAUCAGAAUCACGUAUCAUGGAAGGCAUCUUUGCCCGUUCUGGAGUUCAUUCUGCCCUGGAGCAUGACCAAAUUGUGAACGGCAGACGCGUUAUCCGAGCAGAUCCUAAAAUUAUCGAGGCUGAAGCCAAGAAAGUCGCCGCCGAGGCUGCCGAGGAGUUACGUCGAGCGGCAGAAGUAGCACGGUCUGUGCCUAUUGGGACACCAACUUGGACAGGUCAGUUCGGGUUUGCUGGAAAACCUGAAGAGACAGCGUUUGGUGGAAGUAGCAGCUCAGCGAGGCGAGCAACGGCUGGUCCAUCGUCAGCUAGUAUCCUGGCAAAUCUCUCGGCACGUACGUCUUCAUCCCGGAGCGGCAGCAACAGUCCUGCUCCGGCCAAGGCCUCCCCCAGCGGUAUCGACUUCAUAACGAGGAUCCGGGAUUUUAUUACGUCGCAAGGCGGGUCGGUUUACACACAGAUGCUGAUUGACCAUUUUAAUCGCCUCUGCACAACCCCUCAACGGUCAGCGGAAUUCAAGGAAAUGCUGAAGACGAUUGCAGUGCUAGAAAAGGGUGGCCGGAAUGGACGGGGGAAAUGGUCUUUAAAGCCCGAGUACAUCCCGAAAAGAUAG